UUGUAAGCAUUCCAGCACUUUACAUUAACGAUUCAUUUUGAUUAUUUCAUUUUAUUAUUUGAGAAAGACAAAAAAACCAACCAGUUAGUCUCCUUUAUGCCAAUUAAAUUCAUCAUGUCCACCGCAACUCCACUACUCACACCACGCCACGUGGCAGUAAUCGGUGCCGGCGCCGGAGGUUUAGUUGCAGCGCGCGAGCUCCGUCGAGAAGGACAUCAGGUAGUAGUUUUCGAGCGAGGAGACCAAGUAGGUGGAUCAUGGGUUUACACACCAGAAGUAGAAUCCGACCCACUUGGUUUGGACCCGAAGCGGAGGUUAGUUCAUUCGAGCCUAUACAAUUCACUCCGAACCAAUCUGCCUCGGGAGAAUAUGGGUUUCCGAGAUUACCCUUUUAGAAGAAAAGAAGAGAAAGGAAGAGAUUCUAGAAGGUUCCCGAGUCAUAGAGAAGUUUUGAUGUAUUUGCAGGAUUUUGCUGCGGAUUUUGAGAUUGGUGAUUUGGUGAGGCUUGAGACGGAGGUUGUGUUUGCUGGAUUGGAUGAAGAUGGAAAAUGGACGGUGAGAUCUAGAUCAGUUGAUAGUGAUUGUGUGGAUGAGAUUUAUGAUGCUGUUGUUGUUUGCAAUGGACAUUACUUUCAACCUCGACUUCCUCAUAUUCCUGGCAUUAAUGCAUGGCCAGGGAAGCAAAUGCAUAGCCAUAAUUACAGGACACCUGAGCCCUUUCAAGAUCAAGUUGUAGUUCUAAUAGGUGGUGCUGCCAGUGCGGUCGAUAUCUCUCGAGAUGUGGCAACCGUUGCUAAAGAAGUUCAUAUUGCAGCUAGAUCUGUUGAAGAUGAUAAGCUUGGAAAGUUACCUGGCCACGUUAACAUGUGGCUUCAUUCUAUGAUUGAACGUGUUCAUGAAGAUGGUACAGUGGUUUUCCUAGAUGGAAAUGCAGUAGUUGCUGACUUCAUUGUACAUUGCACAGGGUACAAGUUUGAUUUUCCUUUCCUUGAAACCAACGGUGUAGUGACCGUAGAUGACAAUCGUGUAGGACCACUCUACAAGCAUGUUUUCCCACCGACAUUAGCACCAUGGCUUUCAUUUGUUGGGUUGCCUUGGAAGGUUGCUCCCUUCCCAUUGUUUGAACUGCAGAGCAAAUGGAUAGCUGGAGUUUUGUCUAAUCGAAUUGCGCUUCCUUCUGCAGAGGAGAUGGCCGAAGAUAUUGAAGCUUUUUACUCGUCACUUGAAGCAUCUGGCAUUCCGAAGUAUCACACUCAUAAUAUGAGCACAGGCCUUACUCAGUGGGACUACAAUAAUUGGCUUGCGGAUCAGUGUGGUGUUCCUGCUAUGGAAGAGUGGAGAAGGCAAAUGUAUAUGGCUACAUCUAAGAAUAGGCUCUUGCGACCUGAGACUUAUCGCGAUGAGUGGGACGAUGAUGAACUGGUUCUACAAGCUGAGCAUGAAUUUGAUAAUUAUAAGUUCUAAUGUUGUAUUGUUUUGAGAUUUACCAAGCACAAGCUAUUAACGCGCUCUGCUCCGGUGUUAUUCUUAACAAUCAAAAGUCAGCUUUACCGUGCAGUUUUGAAAAGAAAAUUUUAUACCUAAAAAUAAGGAUGUAAUUAUAUAUGUUUGGAAUACUUUCAAUAAUUAUUCAUCAAGUAAUGAAGAUGUGAUAAACUGA
Molecule: messenger RNA, 1660 nt
Organism: Trifolium pratense (red clover)
Lineage: Eukaryota; Viridiplantae; Streptophyta; Magnoliopsida; Fabales; Fabaceae
Product: flavin-containing monooxygenase FMO GS-OX-like 4
Exons: 8
Coding region: 97-1464 (455 amino acids)
Molecular function (GO): N,N-dimethylaniline monooxygenase activity; NADP binding; flavin adenine dinucleotide binding
Source: RefSeq, a predicted model, not a curated record